AUGGCCGUAGUGGAAAGCACGGUGAUGGCCCACCCGAGCGAGUCGGACUUGGCGGACUUGGCCAAACCUGGCACUGUUAUUAUAACGGCGGGAACUGCCAAUGCCGCAUCACAAACAACAGAAGAUGAGAUCAUUACUCGUCCACGAUCAGCUCGUACACAAUCAGAUUAUUCACUCCCUGUAAACGCCGCGACAGAACCGCCCGCAAGCCUUCAAUCCAGUCAUUCGUCGAUUUGGUCCUUCCCAUGGAGCGAUGAGAUGCUAGAAACCUCAACCAGCAACCGCUGUUCCACGCGAUGGAUCGCGCGUGGGCUUCCUCUGCUGGGACUGGCACUCGUUGCUUACGCGACCUACAAUAUCAUUGUCUACUGCUGCGUCCAGGACUUUAUGCAAAAAAGGGGCAAGACCGCAAUUGGCGUUGUUCUAAUUGCACUAUAUUCUAUUUUCCUCCUUCUCAUGGUCGCAGCCUACAUACGAUGCUACGUAACGAUUCAGUACAACCCUGGAUUUGUGCCAUGGACAGCCCAAAGGGAAACCAUCGAGCAGGAGCGUAACCAACGAGCGAGCAACGGAGCCGAGGUCGAGAUACGAUCUUGGGCCCCUCGAGACGACGAACCUGACAGCCCCGGUCUUGAGUCAUUCUACAGCAAAGAUAUCUUCGUUUGCGAACUCGAUGGUCGCCCUAAGUGGUGCUCCGAAUGCAGAAAUUGGAAGCCUGACCGGGCGCAUCAUUCUACAGAGUAUGAUUAUUGCGUGUACAAGAUGGAUCAUGUCUGUCCUUGGAUGGGCGGCAUCAUCUCGGAAACUUCCUUUAACUUUUUUAUACAAUUUUGCUUCUACUGCGCUUGUUUUUGCAUAAUCAUCAUUUCUACCAAUGGCUACCUUACUAGCCUACGCCUAAAGGAAGACAAAAGUAUUGAUGCGCGACUCAUUGUUGCUCUGGCGCUUGGUGGUCUUUUCGGUUUGUUUACCAUAACCAUGACAAUCACGGCUUUAAGGUUUGCUUUUCAAAACAUCACCAAUGUCGACUUGUACAGGAAGACCCAGACCUUUCGACUGGCAGUUCGGAUUCCGACAGACACUCCUCCAAAUGAUCGAUUCAACACCGUCACCUACCCACUGGAAAGACCCGGAGAGGGUCCCAGGACCCCGGAUGCAGCUCACACCAGUGGGAUGACACAGGCGAACGGCGCUGCGUCCGCACGAGCAAGCGCAAUGGCGGCUAGAGACCAACAAGCCAGGCGGACAUUCGCUAUCCUUCAGGCAGAACCUGGAGAGAACCCAUGGCACCUGGGUUACCUGCAAAACUUCAAAUCAGUCAUGGGGGACUCGAUCAUCGAGUGGCUUCUACCCAUCCGUCACUCGCCCUGUAGCCGCCAUGAUAGCAUGGUGAGCGACUACCAGUUUGGGCCACUGGUGGAGGAGUUGAAAAGACGGUAUGGACUUGAAGGGAUCGACCCCGAGAAGAGGGCAGCGGCUAUGACUUCGAAUUAG
This is a messenger RNA of Fusarium proliferatum ET1, 1494 nucleotides long. Its product is annotated as putative Palmitoyltransferase PFA5. The record is from RefSeq and is a predicted model, not a curated record. The transcript is spliced from 3 exons. Gene Ontology annotation, biological process: peptidyl-L-cysteine S-palmitoylation; protein targeting to membrane. Gene Ontology annotation, molecular function: protein-cysteine S-palmitoyltransferase activity. Bases 1 to 1494 code for a protein of 497 amino acids. NCBI's taxonomy places the organism in Eukaryota, Fungi, Ascomycota, Sordariomycetes, Hypocreales, Nectriaceae. Gene Ontology annotation, cellular component: endoplasmic reticulum; Golgi apparatus.